UACACGCCGCCCGCGCCACACGCCCCGCGCACGACAGAAAUGAAACUCGACUCAAAACAACAAAUUUAAAAAAAAACAACACGCGCACAAAUCAUGUACUAAAACCUAACAAAAACAAUCAAACAAAAUUUACCCUUCGUAACAAAAGAAAUGAAAGUGAAAAUCGCAGUGCACUGACCGAUGCAACAUGUUUAGCGAAAAUAGAUGGAAAGUUAUUCUGUUACUGGUGGCGUCCGUUGGCGCUGUCGAGCCGAGCCGGGCGCUCAGCCUAGUCUACCAGAAACCGUACAAAAACGUCAUGUUUGUGCCGAAGAACCUGUACCGGAGGACGAGAGCGAGGCAAUCCAGAGUGCUGUUCCUCGAUGAAGAUGAAAACCAUCAGCCAUUCGGAAAGGGUGAAAUUGAUUUGACUCAAGAUAAAAGUUACUCAAAAAUCAAGUUUGACGAUCAACCAGAUUAUGAGUUCACAUCUCCUGAAGAUCCUGAAGUGCCAAAGAAGUUGAAUGAGGAUUUGCCGUCCGGUAAUGAGCGGUUUUACGAGCCAUUGCCUCGAUUUAGGCCGUUUUCGAACCAUCCUCAUUACUAUCAGGGUCGUUUUGGUCGGACUUACGCUCCAAAUUUUGGGUUUGACCCAUACCCUGUGGCUCCGUUCGCUCCGUCGGUUCGGAACGGCUACUACCCUGGUUGGAAGCCGAGGAGUCCUCGAGUGGUGUUUCCAUACGCGUCAGAAAGUGUAAACUCAGUGCAGACGAAUUCCCACGCGGGGCCUGGUGGGUUCAAUGAUAAUGUUGUGUUUCGUGAACAAAAUUUCGGUUUGAAUGACGUUGGUGAUGAGCAGGCGUUGCAGGACAUUGGGACUGGUUCGGGAGAUGGAUUUGCUGAACGAGAUGCCAACGGACCACAUCGAGCUCGAUUCGAAAAAAAUAAAAGAAAAAAAGUUUUAGAAAAACCAAUGUUUAUACAGACAGACAUACGAACGCCAAUGAAAAGGGUCGAUUAUUACGAAUUCCCUAAUGUGACGAACAGACUGGCGGAUUUACCGAAAUUUAGACCAAUCACUGACGAGCAAAUGUUGAAAAUUAACGAAAUUCUCGACUCUUUGCCUUCGAGAUUACCGAAAAGAAAGGGACGAGUGAUAAAUAGUUUGAGCAGUCCACAGAAUGUUAUAAAGCCUCCCGUGACCACAGAUACGAAACCACAGAAAAUAGAAUCGAAUGACAGACAAGACGUGAAAAAAUGUCCACAGGGAGGGACUUGCGAGUUUUUUUUUUACUGUUGGAUGGUCGGAGGCCUAUUAGAUGGGUCUUGCGGGAGCUUGUUAAAGGGUUGCUGUCAUAGAGUGGCCAAAGCUGGAAUUUUGGGAGUACAGGACUCGAAUAGCCUUGAUGCUAGCAGUGAAGGGUUGAGUUACGGACCCGUGGUCAAUGAUGAAAGUUGUGGUAUCGCAGUUGGUAAGCAGACGGCACAGCGAAGGAUUGUUGGUGGUGACGAUGCUGGCUUCGGCACCUUCCCCUGGCAAGCAUACAUCAGGAUAGGAUCCUCAAGAUGCAACAUGCUUAUGUCAAUAUUCGAGCUUAUCGGUUGGAAGCAGUGUUGGAUAGAGAGAUGCGGUGGCUCCUUAAUAUCGAGGCGGCAUGUAGUCACCGCUGGCCACUGCGUCGCUCGCGCCCAACCUCGUCACGUCCGUGUAACCCUCGGCGAUUACGUCAUCAAUUCUGCAGCCGAACCUCUGCCUGCAUACACGUUUGGAGUCCGAACGAUCAAAGUUCAUCCCCUGUUCAAGUUUACCCCACAAGCUGAUCGAUUCGAUGUGGCGGUCCUGACCUUGGAUAGAAAUGUCCAUUAUAUGCCGCAUAUAGCACCCAUCUGUCUACCGGAGCGUGGUUCCGACUUCCUGGGGCAAUACGGCUGGGCAGCUGGUUGGGGGGCGCUCAGUCCUGGCUCCAGGCUGAGACCACGCACCUUACAGGCAGUGGACGUCCCGGUGCUGGACAAUAGAGUCUGCGAGAGGUGGCAUCGGGCCAAUGGUAUAAACGUCGUGAUAUACCCAGAAAUGCUGUGUGCUGGCUACCGAGGUGGUGGCAAGGACUCUUGCCAAGGAGACAGUGGAGGACCUCUCAUGCUAGAACGAGCUGGUCGCUGGUACCUCAUAGGAGUUGUCUCCGCCGGCUACUCCUGUGCCAGUAGAGGCCAACCAGGGAUCUAUCAUAGAGUCGCACACACUGUUGACUGGAUAUCACACGCCACAACCCUAUCAUAGCAUUGAUAAGUGAAGUGAACGAAUUACAGUGCCUUGUGAUUAGAAGUUUUAAGACGUGAAGAUUUUAAGAUUUUAAGAUUUGAAGUUUUUAGUAAAAAGGCUCAAAUUUGAAUGACUACUGAAUUUCCAUGGUUGACUAAAGUGUGUUCGUACUAAGCAUGGUUAAAAAUAAAUUUGAUUAAAAUUUCUUUCUUAAUUGAAAGUUUUGUUUAAUCGCUUUUAGUUUUAAUUGUGUUUAUUUUUUAUUUUUGUGUGUUUUAUGCUAUGCUGUUAAAGUAGGUAUGAUUUAAUAAUACCAUGUUUUAAAUUAACUCAAUGAAUAGAACAAAAGAAACAAUUGUAGUGCAACAUCAAGUCAAUAAUUUGAAAACUGGAGUAGCCUCUAACUCGUCUGCAGUUAAUAAAAGACUUUAACCACAUAAUAAUACAGUCCGUUUUCCCAGGCUACAGUCCAAUGAAAUCGUUAGGUUAUAAAAAUACUUCGUUUUAUUAGCAUUUUUAUUUCCUACACAAUAAGGGCGGUUUUCAUUUAACAUUUUUAGGAGCAGGAAAACUCAGUGUUACUUUAAACAUACUUUAGUAUGUUCAAUUUAUGUAAUUGAUUUUCGAAUCUAUUAUAAAACAGUAAAGUAAAAAAUCGUUUGCAGAUUAUAAAAAUUAAUAGGUAUACGUUGACCUACCAGCGUCUGUACAUUUAUGUAUUAAUAAACAAUUAAUAAUAUUUCAUUACCCCAUUCCACCAAAUAGUCAAUUAAAUAACCAUUUAGGUAUCGUUUUAUUCAUAAAAAAUAAAUAACUUUAAAUAAAAUAAACAUCACAAAAUAAAUGUCACUCGUUAUUCCCUAUUGUUCUUGAAAUAAUUUAUUAUAAGGUAUUUUAUUGUGAUAAAAAUAAUUAAAUUCAAUGGGAUUAUUGUUGCAUGAUAAAUAAAUACAUAAAUACUCGCUGUUAUUGCAAUUUUAACUUUAUAAUUCUUAUGUAUAGUGCCUUAUUUUGGAACAUGGAGAUUGGAGUAAAAUAUUGGUCACAAAUAUUGUUCCAAAGUUUGGUUCAAUUAAUCAUCAUUCAUUAUCGUUAGCUGGAAUA
Molecule: messenger RNA, 3346 nt
Organism: Spodoptera litura
Lineage: Eukaryota; Metazoa; Arthropoda; Insecta; Lepidoptera; Noctuidae
Biological process (GO): proteolysis
Molecular function (GO): serine-type endopeptidase activity
Source: RefSeq, a predicted model, not a curated record